This is a messenger RNA of Bipolaris maydis ATCC 48331, 1122 nucleotides long. RefSeq lists its product as uncharacterized. The record is from RefSeq and is a predicted model, not a curated record. Lineage: Eukaryota; Fungi; Ascomycota; Dothideomycetes; Pleosporales; Pleosporaceae.
AUGGCGAUCCCAAGUCAUGGCCCUCUGAUCCUGGGAAUAACAUGGGCAUUCACCAUAUUCAGUGGAAUUUUCCUCGGCUUCAGAUUCUACGCCAAGGUGACUCGUAGACAAGGGCUGUGGUGGGAUGACCGUGUUCUUCUCGCCUCGUGGAUUUUGCUUCUUUCACAGGCAGCUGUCACCCAAUAUGGCGUCGAGUUAGGGUAUGGAAAGCCACUCAAUGAUAUUCCAACCAAAAACUGGUCAAUCAUUGCCCUGGGGUCUACCGUUAUAUCUAUGGUAUCGAGCAUUGCCGCAGCACUUUCCAAAAUGUCAUUUGGCAUCACUUUGUUACGCCUAACGUCAGGACACCUGCGCUCCAUCGCAUGGUUCUGCGUCGUUACCCUUUUUCUCACCCUGAUCCCCAGUGUUGUGGGCCCCUGGAUACAGUGUCCGAAUAUAGAGACAACAUGGAACACGUCCAGUGCCGUUUGUUGGACUGCAGAGUCGCAAAUCGAAUACGGCAUCUUCAAUUCUGCCUGGUCAGCUUUGAUGGAUUUUGUUCUUGCGUCAUUGCCAUGGUUUCUCAUAUGGAACCUGCAGCUCAAGUCUCGCGAGAAAAUUGGAGUCGGUAUUGCGAUGAGCUUGGGAGUGCUUGCAGGUAUCUGCGCCGUUAUAAAAGGUGUAUAUGUAGUACAGCUUCGAGAAUGGGAUUUUUCUUACUAUGGCAAAGAUCUUGUGAUCUGGACUGUGGUGGAGAUUGCCACUGCUAUUGUCGGGGGAUCAAUUCCUGUCCUUCGUGUGUUCUUGAAGGAGACAAUGUGUCCGUACGCGCGAUCGGGCGCGAGGAACAAUUCCACUGUGCCACUCUCACAAUUGCGCAGAUACCAGCAUUCAACCGUCACCACAACUGUACGAAGUGUGAAAAGGGGUAAAGAGGGGAGCUGGACUGCGAUAGACGAGGAAGAACAAAACGAUGGCUCGAGUCAAAGGGGCAUUCUGGUUGAUGAAGAAAUGGGUGGAGCUAGUAGUAGUAAAGCAGCGUAUGCGGGCGACCACAUCGUGCAAACGAGCAGAGUCACUGUUAGAGUUGAGAGGGAUGUUAGCCCGUCACCUAGAAGCAGGUCUUUGCUGAACACUGAUUAG